Messenger RNA from Hypoxylon fragiforme, 4188 nucleotides. RefSeq lists its product as uncharacterized. Gene Ontology annotation, molecular function: phosphorelay sensor kinase activity; protein binding. Gene Ontology annotation, biological process: phosphorelay signal transduction system; phosphorylation. The record is from RefSeq and is a predicted model, not a curated record. Lineage: Eukaryota; Fungi; Ascomycota; Sordariomycetes; Xylariales; Hypoxylaceae. The transcript has 4 exons. The coding region runs from base 1 to 4188 and encodes 1395 amino acids.
AUGACGUCUCCAAACACACUGAGCACUCCGAAUCCUCUGGUCCCGGAUCCCUCGUUUACUUCAGAUAUCGUACCGCCGCCGAAUCGGACGUUGGACGAGAGCUGCAAUGCCCCCGCAUGCUCCAUUGAGCAAGCAUAUGCUGCUCGGGAUGGAGAUCCCCUCUCCGCCUGUGGUGCUCGUAUGCUGCGAGACACACCGACCAUGUCUCCGAUAAGAGAAAAAAAGCGAUCUGCGUCCGCUAGUCCUUUGAGGCUGACAAUGCCAUUCAUUACCCCGGGUCAACUUGCCUUUACUGCUAUGAACUUCCUGCCCGUACCUGUGUUGGUACUGAACAAUUUGAAGACUGUCGUUCUGGCGAACGAGGCCAUGGGGAAGUUGCUGGGUGUGGUGGAUGCUUCCCCUUUGCCGGCGGACGAUGCACUAUGCGAGAGUUUAAGAGGACAAACGCUCUCGCAAAUUGGCAUUGAUAUGAUUCAGGAUGGCAGACCAGUUUGGGUUUCUUGGGAUGCCUUCUUGGACGACUUAGUGUUUGAGAUGGGUACGAAGCAAGCCAAGGGUUCUUCAAUAUCACUUGCUAACCAUGUGAACGGCGAUUCAAAUUCAACAUCAACAUCGGAUGAGUCCAAAGCUGAUAUGUCUUCUGGCAUUUUAGGCAAGCCCGCUCUGGAUUCUGCGGUUGAUGUUGUAGUGAUGCACAAAAACGCAAAUAUGCCGGAUGGCCCUAAUUUGAAGAGAAGUGAGCGUCAAACCUUCGCGAAGAUGAUCAUUACGAUAUGGGAGAUUGAAAAUAACCAAACGUACUUUACUUUGACGUUCACCAACGCCGAGUCGUCCGCUGCGCCCACCGCCAGCAGACGAGUUCGUGUAGCUCGAGUGUCUACAUUAGAAGCCGCUGAACGAAAAUCCAUAUCAAAUUCUAAUCCCCCUUCGCUCAGCUCAGGCCAUUCGUCAAGUUCCAACCCCUUCAAUACUAGCCCUAGCUCCGUCACCGUCUCGACAAGCCAUUUUCCACCCAUGGGGCCGCCUUCCCGUCUACCCCCAUCGAGCACUCCGUCGAUCCUUCAGAAGAUGACUAUCAUUAAGGAUGCGCUUCUCGAUAAGACCGAUAUGCCGAUAUUAGCUAUGUGGAUAGAUGGUAGUUCACCAGUCAUGAACAGAGCCGCUCGCGAUCUCUUCUUAGAUACUACGGUUACCGAUGGGGAGUUUCAUGACGGGUACGAUCUACUUUCUCGGUGGGAAGUUUGGAACGGUGACUUUACAAGAAAGUAUCUGUCAUCUGAGCUACCUAUUUCUGUGCUUAUAAAGGAACGUAAACCUUUUCCCUCGUGGAGAAUAGGUAUGCACAAUAGGAAAAAGAAUUCAGACGUGGUAUACGAUGUGUUAGGGGAACUCGUUACGAAUGAUGAAACUGGAGAGGUUGUAGCAGGAAUUAUAACGUGUCGAGAUGUUACACACCUAGCUCAAGAAAUCACAGAUAUCAAGGUCGCAGAUGAAGAAAGGUUCAAACUGAUCUGUGACACGAUGCCUCAGAUGGUAUGGACGGCCACUCCCCAAGGCGUACAUGAUUUCUUCAACACCCGCUGGUACGAUUAUACGGGACUGUCACCAGAAGACUCUAUAGGCGACAGUUGGAAGCAUCCAUUCCACCCGGACGAUAUGCCUGCUCCCUGGAAAAGAUGGAAACACUGCUUAGUUACAGGGGAACCGUAUGCCGCCGAGUACCGAUGUCGAAGCAAAGAGGGUGAGUGGAGAUGGAUGCUAGGACGCGCAUUACCACUAAGAAAUAAGCAUACGGGGGCGAUUGAAAAGUGGUUCGGAACCUGCACUGAUGUGCAUGAGGCCCUCGAGGCUAAAAUGACUGCGAAGCAAACGAGAGAACAGCUCCUAAGCGUCCUUACGCACGCGCACACCACGAUCUUCUCUGUUGAUCAUGACCUUAAUGUGACAAUGCUGGAAGGUGCGUUGGCUUGGAAUACACUAGGAGAGGAUAAAGAGGGAGGAGGUUCCGAGAUAACUGAUCCACAGUCAUUUGUCGGAAAGAGUAUCGGCGAAGUGUUCACGACCUUGAAUCCACGGUUGCGGUCGGGCGAAUUCCCAGCUUUCCUGGAGCCAGCGAAGCUUAUUCUCUCCGGGGAGCGUACGUCAGAGACUGUACACGAACACACGUUGGAUAACCGCUUUUACCGUACCAGAUUUCUUCCCCAUAUUGAGAAGGUGUCUCAGGAUGGACAGAAUGCAUCUCCCGUAAUCAAAGGUGUGAUCGGUGUCAUCAUGGAUGUCACAGAGUUAAAGAAGCGAGAGCAAGAUCUAGAGGAGCAGGUUAAAGAGAAGAGGCAGUUGAAGGCAAAUGAGGCGGCAGCCAAAGAAGCGAGUCGCCUGAAGAGUCAGUUCCUAGCAAAUAUGUCUCACGAAAUUCGAACACCGAUUACGGGGGUAAUAGGUAUGGCCGAGUUACUACUUGAUUCUCCUCUGGAUGAUGAACAGAGGGAAUAUGCAGAGAACCUAAGCCGAUCUGCAAAUGCGCUCCUUACUGUCAUUAACGACAUCUUAGACUUUUCCAAAGUCGAGUCGGGUCGUCUUGAUAUUGAAGAAGUCCAAUUCUCCCUCUCAGUAAUAGUGCAGGAUGUGUCCAAGAUGUUAAGUUUCGCGGCCGAGAGAAAGAGCUUGGAUUUCCACUCUGACAUUUCAGCUGAUAUUGAGAAUGACCUCGUCGUUCUCGGCGAUCCCGGUCGUGUCCGCCAGAUUAUCACGAAUCUUCUUACCAAUAGUAUCAAAUUCACCAGCAUUGGCUAUGUCAAAUUCUCAGUAUGGAAAGAGAAGGAGACAAGCGAUACUAUUGAGAUAAAAUUCGUUAUCGAGGACACUGGAAUUGGGAUUGAAGAAGAUGUGUUGAAGCGUCUCUUUCAACCGUUCAGUCAAGGGGACGCCUCAACAGCUAGAAAGUUCGGAGGAACAGGACUAGGUUUGACAAUAUCAAAGAAUCUAGUCGAUCUUAUGCGUGGAAGGAUAACAUUGGAGUCUACCAUUAAUUGCGGCACAACCGCAACUUUCUGGAUACCAUUCAACAAGCCGCAGACUCCACAAAGAGACGCCCUCGUCGAUAUCAGCCGUCUGCCUGAUCGAUUGCAGUCUGAAAUGAGCGUCUCAUGUAACAGUUCAGAACAUGAACAUUUUCUAGGAACGCCACCUCUCGAUUCAUUACAGAAGCCAAUAGAUAAGCCAAAACGACACCGGGGAAGGAGACCUGCUAAUUUAAUGUCACCAUUUACUUACGAUAAUGAAGACAUGCCGAGAGCGGAACGUGCCAAGAUUCAGAUUCUUGUAGUCGAGGAUAAUGCGGUCAACCAACAGAUUGCCACGAAGACUAUCAAGAAACUUGGCUUCAAGGUUUGCGCGGCCUGGAACGGGAAGGAGGCUCUUGAUUAUCUCCAAGGGUGUAGGGAAGGCAAAUUAACUAAACCGGAUAUUAUCUUAAUGGACGUCCAGAUGCCAGUGAUCGAUGGGUAUAAGUGCACGCAUAUACUGCGUCAUCACGUACCAUAUAAGGCCUAUGCUCAUGAUGUGCCCAUCGUGGCCAUGACCGCUUCGGCCAUCCAAGGGGACAAGGAAAAGUGUACGAAGGCAGGUAUGGAUGAUUAUCUAUCCAAGCCUGUCAAAAGCAAUACGCUCGAGAGAAUGUUGGUGAGAUGGAGCAAAACCCGCCGGAAAGCAGAUUCGAUGUCAUCAUCCUCUGCAAACCCAUCCAUCUCUGACUGCUCUGAAUCUGCGAGCCAUUGUGUGAGUGCGGACAUACCGACGCCAGCUACGUUUGGCUUCACCAGUGCCUACCAGAAUCCGAAAACGCCGGAUGAGAAUCCAACUUUGGAUGAUGCGGAUAGUAACGGGGAUGAUGACCGUACGAAUCUGCUCACGCCUAGACCAAUCACGACCAGGAACGGUUCACACGAGAUGACCACUUUCCCUUUUGGCAUAUCCCAGCCGUCGAGGCAGCUCGACAGCGAUGAGCUGGCUAUGCAGCUAAGAGAUGAUAAGCUCAUCGACGCUGCUGACGGCAUCAAUAACAAGAAUCCUACCAAAUCAUCUAUGUCACAUGCCCUUUCCGAAGGCGAUUCCCUUACGGAAGAGAACGUGCAGAAAUUAGAACAAGUGGGAGUGAGAGGGUCGCCUUUGCGGAAGCCGUCACGGUGA